UUCCAUCUUAGAAGUAGAAGUACUAGCAUUUGUUUUUUUCUUCUCUUGUGUUGACUCUCACUCCACUCCCCCUUGUGUGGUGUUUUUAUUAGCAGAAAUAAGACACACACAGUCACACACAUUCACAAUAGAAAGAGAAGAACAAGAGAGUGAAAGAGUUCUGAGACCAACGCAACACACAUUGAUUGCAACAAUGCCAAUGCGAAUGCGAGUCUCUCUCUUCUUCUUCUUCUUCUUCUUCAUCUUCCUCUUCUUCCCCUCUCUCGUUAAACCAGAUCUCUCCACCGAACGCGCCGCCCUCUUAACUCUCCGCUCCGCCGUCGCCGGAAGAACGCUUUUCUGGAACGCCACCUCUCCCACCCCCUGCAACUGGUUCGGCGUUUACUGCGACGCCAACACCACCCACAUCCUCCAGAUCCGCCUCCCCGCCGUCGCCCUCUCCGGCCAACUCCCACAUGGCGUCUUCUCCGCCCUCCCCCACCUCCGCACUCUCAGUCUCCGCUUCAAUGCCCUCUCCGGCCCACUCCCCUCCGACCUCGCCGCCUGCUCCUCGCUCCGCAACCUCUACCUCCAGCACAACCUCCUCUCCGGUGAGCUCCCGGCGUCGCUCUCCCGCCUCACCGGCCUUGUCCGCCUCAACCUGGCCUCCAAUAACUUCUCCGGCCCGGUUCCAGUGGGGUUCCGGAACCUGACCCAGCUCAGGACCCUCCUCCUCCAGGAUAAUCGUCUCUCCGGUGAGCUCCCAGAGUUGGACAGGGGGGAUCUCGCACAGUUCAAUGUCUCCAGCAACAUGCUCAAUGGGCCAGUGCCUGAAAAGCUGCGAAGUUUCUCCAAAGACUCGUUUCUGGGUAAUACUCUCUGUGGGAAGCCACUCGAACCUUGUCCUGGGGAUGCAGGUAGUGGGAAUGGGGUUGAAGGAAAUGGUACUGAGAAGAAAAAGAACAAGCUCUCUGGUGGGGCAAUUGCUGGGAUUGUGAUUGGGUCUGUGGUGCUGCUUUUGUUGGUUGUUUUUGCUUUGAUUCUUUUGUGCAGGAGCAAGAAUGGUGAGAAGACUAGGUCUGUGGAUGAUGUGGCUGCUAAUGUGAAGCAUGAUGAGAAUGUGGGGAAUGGUAAUGGGUACUUGGCCGCCGCCCCGGCGGUGGUGGCGGUGAAUGGUGGUGCCAGGAGUGAAGGGGUGGCUGGUGGUGGUGGGGCUAAGAAGUUGGUGUUUUUUGGUAAUCCAGGCAAAGUGUUUGAGUUGGAGGAUUUGCUGAGAGCCUCUGCAGAGGUUUUGGGGAAAGGAACUUUUGGGACUUCUUAUAAGACGGCUUUGGAGAUUGGGCCUGUGGUGGCUGUGAAGAGGUUGAGGGAUGUCACCAUUUCUGAGAAGGAAUUCAAGGAGAAGAUUGAACUGGUUGGAGCAAUGGAUCAUGCCAAUUUGGUCCCUCUCAGGGCUUACUAUUAUAGCAGGGAUGAGAAGCUUCUUGUUCUUGAUUACUUGCCAAUGGGAAGCUUAUCUGCACUUUUGCAUGGAAACAAAGGAGCUGGUAGGACACCACUGAAUUGGGAAAUCAGAUCAGGCAUUGCACUUGGAGCUGCUCAUGGCAUUGAGUACCUACAUUCACAAGGGCCAAAUAAUUCUCAUGGAAACAUAAAGUCAUCCAAUAUCCUCCUAACCAAGUCCUAUGAUGCCAGGGUAUCUGAUUUUUGCCUCGCACACCUUGUUGGCCCCUCAUCCACACCCAAUCGGGUUGCUGGCUACCGCGCGCCAGAGGUAACCGAUCUUCGCAAAGUGUCUCAGAAGGCAGAUGUGUACAGCUUCGGCGUGUUGCUGUUGGAGCUUCUGACCGGAAAGGCACCCACUCACACCCUCUUGAAUGAGGAAGGAGUGGACCUUCCCAGAUGGGUGCAAUCAGUUGUGAAAGAAGAGUGGAGUUCUGAGGUGUUUGAUCUUGAGCUUCUCCGGGAUCAGAAUGUUGAAGAGGAGAUGGUGCAGUUGUUGCAACUUGCAGUGGAUUGUGCAGCACCAUACCCUGAUAACCGCCCUUCAAUGUCUGAAGUGAGACAGCAAAUAGAAGAGCUGCGCAGGUCAAGCUUGAAAGAAGGUCAAGACCAAAUCCAACAACAUGAUUUGAUCAAUGAUAUAGGUGAUAUAUCUUCUAGAUGAGUUUGAUCUGGGUUCGCCUCCAUUCUUACUACUGAAUACUGAUGGAUUGUAAAUGGAAGCAUCUUUAUGGCUUUGUCAUAUUUUCCUUGGAUGUUGUAACUUCUUUCUAGCUUUGGCCUCAAUUUUCUUCAGUAUCAUGUAUUUUUUCCCGAUUGAUCUUAAUUUGCAUUACUGUGUGAAAAUUUAGAAUUCAAAUUCCUUGACCCCCUCCCUCCAUUGUACUAGUUCCCGUUUUUUCUUCCCAAUCAAUACUAAGGGGUAGCACAUAUCUGUUCCAUUAGUUA
Messenger RNA from Lotus japonicus, 2430 nucleotides. RefSeq names its product probable inactive receptor kinase At1g48480. Gene Ontology annotation, molecular function: protein binding; ATP binding; protein kinase activity. Gene Ontology annotation, biological process: protein phosphorylation. The transcript has 2 exons. Bases 194 to 2146 code for a protein of 650 amino acids. The record is from RefSeq and is a predicted model, not a curated record. Lineage: Eukaryota; Viridiplantae; Streptophyta; Magnoliopsida; Fabales; Fabaceae.